Dendrobium catenatum is the source of this 900-nucleotide messenger RNA. RefSeq lists its product as uncharacterized. The record is from RefSeq and is a predicted model, not a curated record. The transcript is spliced from 5 exons. NCBI's taxonomy places the organism in Eukaryota, Viridiplantae, Streptophyta, Magnoliopsida, Asparagales, Orchidaceae. The coding region runs from base 6 to 866 and encodes 286 amino acids.
GUGGAAUGCUAACCAACCUCGUAAUCCAUUCAAAACCCAAUACGCACCUAAGGGCCGCGGCUUCAAUGAUUCUGUCUGUCACUCGGGCCUCAGCUACUCUUCGCCCAUUCCGCCCUCGUUGCCUUCUUCCGAUCUCAUUUAGACGCCCAGUCAACUUUUUGGUGCGUUGGAGGGCGAUGGCGUCUGUAGCGUCGACCACCGCCGGUGGAGUCGAGCGAAAAACCGCACCAUACGGCUCUUGGAAAUCGCCGAUCACGGCUGAUGUCGUCUCCGGUGCGGAUAAGAAGCUUGGAGGUAUCGGCGUUGCAGGCGAUGGCCGUCUCAUUUGGGUUGAGACCCGGCCGGAGGAGGGAGGGCGUGCUGUUCUUGUCAAGGAAUCAGAAAACUCGGGAGAUAAGCCUAUUGAUGUCAUCCCUUCAGAAUUUGCUGCAAGAACCUUGGCCCAAGAGUAUGGAGGGGGUGCUUUUUCUGUCUUUGAUAAUGUGGUGAUAUUCUCAAACUAUAAAGACCAACGGUUGUAUAAGCAAAUUAUUGGAGGUGGUAGUCCAGUGCCUCUUACGCCUGACUUUGGUGGAUCUUUAGUUCGUUUUGCUGACGGUGUCUAUGAUCCUUACUUAAAACUAUAUCUUACGGUGAUGGAAGAUCAUCGAAAAAGUAGUUUAAAUCCUGCCACAACAAUUGUCUCUGUUAAUGUUGAUGAUGAAACUAUUCAAGAUCCAAAAGAAGUAGUUUCCGGAAAUGAUUUUUAUGCCUUUCCACGGAUUGAUUCAACUGGAAGGAAGAUGGCCUGGUUGGAAUGGAGUCACCCAAACAUGCCUUGGGAUAAAGCACAACUAUGGGUGGGGUACUUUUCAGAAGAUGGGUAAGUGUGUUUUCGUUUUAUUAUGCUGAUAGCUAAGA